Coregonus sp. 'balchen' is the source of this 5893-nucleotide messenger RNA. The record is from the annotation of a GenBank genome assembly. Lineage: Eukaryota; Metazoa; Chordata; Actinopteri; Salmoniformes; Salmonidae.
AUGAACAUCAACGCGCUCGUCUGUGUCUUUCUACUGUUCUGCAUGUGCCUUAUAGGAGCGCUCGGUAAAUUGAUCCUACAGUUGACCCUAAUUACCAUACAAUCAUGGUAACACAUUAUUUGAAGGAUCCACACCUACAUAAAGACUUGAUAAUAUAUUCGUAAACCAUACAUAAGCCGUAUAGGAGCACUAGGUAAAGUCAACCUACAUGAAUUACCAUACAAUUACUACAUUAUACUGUCUAAUAUACAGUGGGGAAAAAAAGUAUUUAGUCAGCCACCAAUUGUGCAAGUUCUCCCACUUAAAAAGAUGAGAGAGGCCUGUAAUUUUCAUCAUAGGUACACGUCAACUAUGACAGACAAAUUGAGAAAAAAAAAUCUAGAAAAUCACAUUGUAGGAUUUUUAAUGAAUUUAUUUGCAAAUUAUGGUGGAAAAUAAGUAUUUGGUCACCUACAAACAAGCAAGAUUUCUGGCUCUCACAGACCUGUAACUUCUUCUUUAAGAGGCUCCUCUGUCCCCCCACUCGUUACCUGUAUUAAUGGCACCUGUUUUGAACUUGUUUAUCAGUAUAAAAGACACCUGUCCACAACCUCAAACAGUCACACUCCAAACUCCACUAUGGCCAAGACCAAAGAGCUUCAAAGGCACCAGAAACAAAAUUGUAAACCUGCACCAGGUGGGAAGACUGAAUCUGCAAUAGGUAAGCAGCUUGGUUUGAAGAAAUCAACUGUGGGAGCAAUUAUUAGGAAAUGGAAGACAUACAAGACCACUGAUAAUCUCCCUCGAUCUGGGGCUCCACGCAAGAUCUCACCCCCAUGGGGUCAAAAUGAUCACAAGAACGGUUAGGGCGACCCGGGGGGUGGUUCAGAGAGGUAAGGGGUCGCAGAAGGCGGAAGUGGCGGAGGGUGGCGUGGUGUGUUUAGGAGUGAUGGGGGGAAGGACGAGCGGUGAGAUGAUCAAGGGAAGGUGGGAGUGGAAGUAUGUGGGUGAUAGGAGAGACGCGGGGGAGGGAGUAAGUCUUGGGGAAUGAUGGAGGGUAGGGGAGCGGGGGCAGGAAUGGCUGUGUGUGGGAUGGGACCUCCUGCUCCUACACCCCCCUCUUUUUUUUCCCUCUUUUCCUUGACCUUCGAGAGCUUGACCAAAGUAAUCCAAAGCCUAUCCAUCAUACACACUACCCGCCAGGCGCCCAAAUCCUGAGUGCAAGACGUGUCCCCUGCUUAAGCCAGUACAUGUCCGGCCCGUCUGAAGUUUGCUAGAGUGCAUUUGGAUGAUCCAGGAAGAGGAUUGGGGAUGUCAUAUGGUCAGAUGAAACCAAAAUGAACUUUUUGGAUAAAAACUCAACUCGUCGUGUUUGGAGGACAAAGAAUGCUGAGUUGCAUCCAAAGAACACCAUACCUACUGUGAAGCAUGGGGGUGGAAACAUCAUGCUUUGGGGCUGUUUUUCUGCAAAGGGACCAGGACGACUGAUCCGUGUAAAGGGAAAGAAUGAAUGGGGCCAUGUAUCGUGAGAUUUUGAGUGAAAACCUCCUUCCAUCAGCAAGGGCAUUGAAGAUGAAACGUGGCUGGGUCUUUCAGCAUGACAAUGAUCCCAAAACACCACCGCCCGGGCAAACGAAGGAGUGGCUUCGUAAGAAGCAUUUCAAGGUCCUGGAGUGGUCUAGCCCAGUCUCCAGAUCUCAACCCCAUAGAAAAUCUUUGGAGUGAGUUGAAAAGUCCGUGUUGCCCCAGCGACAGCCCCAAAAACAUCACUGCUCUAGAGGAGAUCUGCAUGGAGGAAUGGGCCAAAAUACCAGCAAACAGUGUGUGAAAACCUUGUGAAGACUUACAGAAAACGUUUGACCUGUGUCAUGUGCCAACAAAGGGUGUAUAACAAAGUAUUGAGAAACUUUUGUUAUUGACCAAAUAGUUAUUUUCCACCAUAAUUUGCAAAAUAAAUUCAUUAAAAUCCUACAAUGUGAUUUUCUGGAAUUCUUUUUCUCAUUUUGUCUGUCAUAGUUGACGUGUACCUAUGAUGAAAAUUACAGGCCUCUCUCAUCUUUUUAAGUGGGAGAACUUGCACAAUUGGUGGCUGACUAAAUACUUUUUUUCCCCACUGUACUUUCCCCAUCAACAUAUAGGUCUAGAUACUGAUAUAGCCAAGUCAACAUAUACAGUAGGUCGACAUACUGAUAUGUAGCCCAAUGGGCCCUGGUUAAAAGUAGUGCACUAAAUAGGGAAUAUGGUGGUUUUUGGGGGACACACUCAUGUCCCACGGUUAAUAACUAACCAAUAACCAACUAGACACUGGGCCUGAUCGGACAGCUCAGAGCUUCAGCUCUUUUCUGUCCAUAUAAACACAUGGAUGGGUGGAAGAGGCAAGGUAGAGAAGGAGGCGUGGUCAAAACAAGGCAUUCACUAGCCAAGGUUAAUGUUCUAAUCAAUGGACCUUUAUAGGAAGACAUUGAAACAUUGAUCAGGUCCAGAUCCCAAGGUUUAUGUUCUAAUCUGUGGACCUUUAUAGGAAGACAUUGAAACAUUGAUCAGGUCCAGAUCCCAAGGUUUAUGUUCUAAUCUGUGGACCUUUAUAGGAAGACAUUGAAACAUUGAUCAGGUCCAGAUCCCAAGGUUUAUGUUCUAAUCCGUGGACCUUUAUAGGAAGACAUUGAAACAUUGAUCAGGUCCAGAUCCCAAGGUUUAUGUUCUAAUCUGUGGACCUUUAUAGGAAGACAUUGAAAUUUGAUCAGGCCCAAAUUUCCCAAGGUUUUUAUUUUUCUAAUUUUUGGGGGCCCCCUUUUAGGAAGACAUUAAAACAUUGAUCGGGUCCAGACCCCAAAGGGUUUUUAUUUUUAAACUGGGGCCCUUUUAUAGAAGACAUUAAAACAUUGUUUAGGCCCAGACCCCAAAGGUUUUAUUUUUAAAUCUGGGGCCCUUUAUGGGAAAGAAAUUAAAAACUUGAAAAACCCCUUUUGCAAUCUUUAUUUAGGGGUAAACAUUGAUAGGUCAACCCCCAAGGUUUUGUUCUAAUCUGUGGCCCUUUAUGGGAAACAUUGAAACAUUGUCGGGUCCAGCCCCAAUUUUUAUGUUCCAAAUCCGUGGACCUUUAGGAAGAAUUGAAACUUUUGAUCGGCCCAAUCCCAAAGGGUUUAUUUUUCCAAUCCUGGACCUUUAUGGAAAGACUUUGAAACUUGCUAGUCCCCAUCGUCAUUACCGGCCUCAGCUAUGAAAAAACAAAAAAGAAGUGGGAAAUGGAGGGCGGGAAAACAAGACUGAGGUGUUAAAUUCUGCCCUUACUGUUUUUUAUCCCCUUCCCCCUUCCGUUUUACCCCCCUUUCGGGUUCAAAAACCCCCCGCACCCCCCCCGCCCCCCCCCCGCAGGGGGAACCCCCCCGAGGGGGAAAAAAGGGGGACCCCCCAAAAGACCCCCCCCCGAACCCCCCCGACCCCCCCGAAGGGGUUCUACCUCUUCUUUUGUUUUUCCCCCUCCUCUCCUAUGUUUUUACCCCCCUUUCCCCUAGUUUUACCCCCCCUCUUUCCCUUUUCUUACCCCCUCCCCCUCCUGUUCUUACCCCCUUCCCCCUGUUCUUACCCUCCUCUCCUCCUGUUCUUACCCUCCUCUUCUUCCUGUUCUUACCCUCCUCCCCCCUUUUUUACCCUCCCUUCUUGUUUUUCCCCUCCUCUUUUCCCUGUUUUACCCCCCCUCUCUUCCUUUUCUUACCCUCCUCUCCCCCGUUUUUACCCUCCCCUCUCCCCCUGUUUUACCCUCCUCUUUCUGUUUUACCCUCCCUUCCCCUUUUUCUUCCCCCUCCUCUUUUCCUUUUUUUACCUCCUCCCUCCUUUUCUACCCUCCUCUUUUCCGUUACCCUCCCUUUUCCGGUUUUUUACCCCCUUUUUUCCCCCGUUCUACCCUCCUCCCCCUGUUUUUACCCCCUCUACUCCUUCCCCCCCCUUCCCCUGUUUUACCCUCCUUUUUCUGUUCUUACCCUCCUUUUUCCUUUUUUUUCCCCUCCUCCUUUGUUUCCCCUCCUCUUUUCCCGUUUUCCCCCCCCCUUUCCGUUUACCCCCCUCUCUUCUUUUUCUUACCCCCUCCCCUAUGGUCUUACCCUCCUCCCCUACUGUUUUUACCCUCCCCCCGGGGGGGGAACCCUCCCCCAGGUUUUACCCCCCCUCCCCGACCCCCCCCUUUCCUUUUUCUUCCCCCCCUUUUUUGGACCCCCCCCUUUUGAAAUCGAAACCCUCCCCCGUUUUACCCCCCUCCCUUUUCUUCCCCUCCUCUCCCCUGUUCUUACCCUCUCCCCCUUCCUGUUUUUACCCUCCUCUCUCCGUUUUUCCCCCUCCCCCGACCCCCCCCCGCCCCCCCCCCCGUUUUACCCCCCCGAGACCCCCCCGACCCCCCCCGAAAUUUUGCCCCCCAUUUUUUUUUACCUCCUCUCUUCCUUUUCUUCCCUCCCCUCUUUUUUCCCUUUUUUGUUCUUACCCUCCCUUUCCUGUUUUUCCCCUCUCUUCCUGUUUUACCCUCCUUUUGCCCUUUUUUAAAACCAUUUUUUCCCCUUUUCCACUUCCUUUCGCUCCGUUCUCCCCGCCUUCAACCCCCUCUCCUCCCCCUUUCCCAAAAAAAUCAUUACAUUUUGGGGGGACAUUCCCCCCCCCAGGGGGGGGUUUGCCCCCCCCCGUCAGUUUACAUGUCUUCCCCCUUUUUUUGCAGGGGAAAGGGGGGGGGGGAAGCGGGGGGUUUGGGGAAAAAAGGGGGGGGGGGAAAAAAAAAAGGGGGGGGGUUGGGGGAAAAAAAACCCCCUUUUUUUUCCCCCCCCCCCCAAAAACCCCCCCCUUUUUUAAAAACCUUUCCAAAAAAAAAAAAAAGGGGGGGGGGGAAAAAAAAAACCCCCCCCCCCCCCCCCCCAAAAAAAAAAAAAAAAAACCCCCCCCCCUCAAAAAAAAACCCCCCCCCCCAAAAACCCCCAAAAAAACCCCCCCAAACCCCGGCGGGGCCCCCCCUUCCCCCUCCAAACCCCCCCCCCCCCCCCCCACCCCCCCCCCCCCCCCCCCCCCACCGGGGAAAAAAAACCCCCCCCCAAACCCCCAAAAAAAAAAAAAAAAACCCCCCCCCCCCCUUCCCCCCACCUUCCCUUUCCCCCCCCCCCCUCCUCCCUUUUUUCCCCCCCCUUUUUUUCCCUUUUUCCCCCCUACCUUUUUUUUCCCCCCCCCCAUCCUUUUUCCCCCCCUUUUCCCUUUUUCCAAAUCCUUUUUUUCCCCCCCCCAUGUCCCCCCCCAAAAAAACCAAAAAACCGUACCCCCCCCCCCCCCCUUUCCAAUCCCCCCACCCCUCACAUCCCCACACCCUUCCGACUCUUCCUCCCCUCCAACUCCCCCUCUCCCCCUCUCCCCUCCCUUCCUCAGUCGUCCCUCCUCUUUUCCCCUCCCUUCCCUCUUCCUCCCCCUUCCUCUCCAUCUCUUCCCCCUCUUUCUCCAUCCUCUCUCCCUCCACUCCUCUUCCUCAUCCUCUCUUCUCCUCCUCCUCUCUUCCUCCAUCCUCCUCUCUUCCUCCUCCUCCUUCCUCCUCUCUCUCUUCCUCUCUCCUCCCUCUCUUCCUCCAUGCUCCCCUCUUCCUUCUCCUCCAGAUCCUGAUUCCCAUCACCCCGUACGUAUCCAUUGAAAUAGUCAAGGCGGGUCAGGUCUUUUCUUCAUCACUAACGACAUAGACCUGUAUGAUGAAGAGGCAGACAGCAGAGUCCAGUGUAGAGCCCUCAACACCACUGAGGACCUGGGACAGAUUCAGUAUGUCUUCUCAGACAAGACUGGUACCCUCACAGAGAACAAGAUGGUGUUCAGACGAUGCACCAUCAUGGGGACCGAGUACACACACAACGAGAAUGGUAAAGAAACAAUGGGAACUGUAAAGAAACAAUGGGAACUGUAA